UUAGAACAAAUGACGAUUAUAGUAAUAGAUGGUAGUACAGGUAUUGCUCUUUUACCCGGUGAAAAAAUAGAGUUUAUAGAUAAAACAAAUGCGAUCAAAUUAUCUAAAGAAACUUCAAAUGGAUUCAUUGAAUGCGGAUAUGAUGAUGAAUUUUGCGGCCAAAAGGAUAUUGUAAAUGAAUCCAUUGUAUUGAUAACAAAUUAUAGAACAUGUUAUCAUCCCAUAAGAAAUCACUCUGAUAACCUUUCCUCGACGUCUUUAACCACCGAAUCAACUUCAAUAAUUUCACUCACCAUUCAAAUUCCUCACCUUUCUAUUUCCUCGUUAGAAGAAUCACAAUCACAAAUUACAAUAUCACUAAAAUUUUUUCCAUUUAGAUAUUUAUUCACUUUUCCAAAGUCUAAUUCAACAAAGUUUUCUGGAAAUACUGUUAAUCAAUAUUUAUGUGUGGAAUUUGGUUCUAUCUUAAAAGAAAAUGUAAAUACCGUUGUAUUGGAAGAUGUUUUUGCUUUUCGUAUGGGAGAAAGUUAUAUUUCUCAAAGCAAUGAUUUUGAUCACAAUAAUAAUAGCGGCCUCGCGGGAAAAACAACUAGAAAUAAAAAUGAUAACAAUAAAAACAAAACCAUCAAGAGAAGAAAAAAUCGUGAUAAAAUGGAGGAAAAAAUAUUAUCAGAAUUAUUUUCAGAAUUAAGUAAUGAUAAUAAUGAUUACGAUGUAGACGAGGAUGAGAAUGAUGGAAUGGAACAUGAAAAUCAACUUGCCUGUAAAGGAAUAAAUGAAGAAAUAUUUCAAUGUUAUAAGAAAUUAGGGUGGACAUCAGGUUAUCAAAUUGAGAAGGAGUUUAAACGUUUGAAAUUGGAUAAUGAAUCAUGGUAA
Entrophospora candida is the source of this 876-nucleotide messenger RNA. The record is from the annotation of a GenBank genome assembly. NCBI's taxonomy places the organism in Eukaryota, Fungi, Glomeromycota, Glomeromycetes, Entrophosporales, Entrophosporaceae.